Molecule: messenger RNA, 2179 nt
Organism: Drosophila obscura
Lineage: Eukaryota; Metazoa; Arthropoda; Insecta; Diptera; Drosophilidae
Gene: Cyp4aa1
Product: probable cytochrome P450 4aa1
Molecular function (GO): oxidoreductase activity, acting on paired donors, with incorporation or reduction of molecular oxygen; monooxygenase activity; iron ion binding
Source: RefSeq, a predicted model, not a curated record
CGCUGGAGAUCCCGCAUUUGAAGCUCAACUGUCGGCAGCUGUGACCGGAUACAUAAUACAUAUAACCCGCCCAAAAAAAAGCCAAUUACCGGAAUCGUGUGGCACAGAGUGUCGGCGGCAAGGACUCAACUCUACCCAAAGCAAAGCAAAUCACUUCUAUGUGUGUCCCUAUGAUUGAUGUGUUGCAGAAACUUCAGUAAAAGAAUUCGAAAAGAAAGUGUUUGAAAAUGUUUGUGGAAAAAGUGCUGGAACGCGCCACCAAGUCAGAGCUAUGCUCGAUACUGGCCGUGCUGGUGAUCAGCCUGAGCAUCUACACGUUCUAUGCCCACCUGGAGACGUAUCUGAGAUCGGUGAUAUUGUCGCUGCGACUGUCGGGACCGCCAACGUUGCCCAUUCUGGGCAAUUGUCUGCUCAUCAAGGAUAAGGACUUGAUGAAAAAUCAAGCAGCCAAGGCCUUCGAUCUGUAUGGAUCCCUGGUGCGGAUCUGGGUGGUUUUCUUUCCCUUUUUUGUGGUGCUGCAGCCGGAGGAUCUGCAGGUCAUACUGUCCUCGCAGAAGCACACCAACAAGGUAUUCAUCUACCAGCUGAUGCACAAUUUCCUGGGGGAUGGCCUCAUAACCAGCAGCGGCCUCAAGUGGAGCACCCACCGCAGGCUCAUCCAACCGGCAUUCCACCUCAGCCUGCUGGAGAAGUUCAUUGACACCUUUGUGGAUGCCUCGCAGUCGCUGUACGAGGCGCUCGGUACCUCCGCGGUGGGCACUGAUCUCAACAUCGUCAGCAUUGUGAACAACUGUGUGGUGGACAUCUUAAAUGAGGCCGUUCUGGGUGUGCCCAUCAAAAAGAAAGGGCCUGAUCCGGUCAACAUCGAGGAGUCGCCCUUUCGCCAGGGCAAACUCAUGAUACCCACCCGCUUCUCACAUCCCUGGCUGCUGUUCGAUGGCAUCUACCACUGGACGAAGCUGGCCAACGAUGAGCUCAACCAGAAGAAGCGCCUCCACGACUUCACCCGCCAGAUGAUCAAGAUUCGGCGCGAGAUUCUGGCCAACACCGGCAACAACAAUGCCGAGCGGAAGUGUCUGCUGGACUACAUGAUCGAGAUAUCCGAGAGCAAUCCCGACUUCACCGAGGAGGACAUCGUCAACGAGGCCUGCACUUUCAUGCUGGCCGGCCAGGACUCCGUGGGCGGCGCCGUGGCCUUCACCAUCUUCCUGCUGGCGCAGAAUGCCGACUGCCAGGAGCAGUGCCACGAGGAGCUGGAGCGCAUAUUUGACUACAGCGAUCGGGCGCCCACCAUGAGCGAUCUGCGCGAGAUGCGCUACCUGGAGAUGUGCAUAAAGGAGGCGCUGCGGCUGUAUCCCACAGUGCCACUAAUCGCCCGCAAGCUGGGCGAGGAGGUGCGUCUGGCGGACCACACUCUGCCCGCGGGCAGCAACAUAUUCAUCUGCCCCUAUGCCACCCACCGUCUGACACACAUCUACCCCGAGCCAGAGAAAUUCAACCCCGAGCGCUUUUCUGCAGAGAACUCUAAGGAUCGGCAUCCGUACGCCUUCAUCCCGUUCAGCGCCGGACCCCGCUACUGCAUCGGCAAUCGGUUUGCCAUCAUGGAGAUGAAGACGAUUGUGUCGCGGCUGCUGCGCAGCUUCCAGCUGCUGCCGGUAGCCGGCAAGAGCACAUUCAAUGUCUCCUAUCGCAUCACUCUGAGGGCCUCCGGUGGGCUUUGGGUGCGGCUGAAGCCACGCGAUAAUCCCAUCUCGCAGACUCGCGACAGCGAUUGCUACGGACUGUAGGGCUGUCGGCUGCUGCCGAGGUGUUAAUUCUUCGUUACAUUAACUUUAAUUAGUAUGGUAAAUAAGUAUGUAUAUAAAUCGAUACAAUAAUUUAAAUAUUUAGCUUCUCCUCUAGCCUAAGUACAGUGCUUGCCCCCGUUUCGGACACGGGGUGCCUGAUCUGAUCAGAGAUGUGGAUGUGUAUUACAUGUGUGUUUAUGGUGUGGCUGUGGCUGGGGUGUGGGAUGUGGGAUGUGGGAUGAGGGCGUUCUAACCCCGUGUUCGCAAUCGCAAUCGCAUUCGCAUUCAUAUUCAUAUUCGAGUGUUCGUAGAGUUUCUUCUGGGGUCUUGUCUAAGCAAAUGAUUUCUGCAAUAAUAAAGUUAUGUUUGUCGGCAUUUAAGCGACAUAAAUC